Arabis nemorensis is the source of this 891-nucleotide messenger RNA. The record is from the annotation of a GenBank genome assembly. NCBI's taxonomy places the organism in Eukaryota, Viridiplantae, Streptophyta, Magnoliopsida, Brassicales, Brassicaceae.
AUGCCAACGAGUCAGCAUCAUUUCGUUAAGACAGACAUUUUGGAGUUAAGAUCUCUGAUUGAGAAGAAGAUUGGUCGGGUCAAAACUGAAACCUAUCUGAAUCUCUUGUCGAAAUUCUUGAGCUUGAAAAUCAGCAAAUAUGAUUUCGAUAAGCUAAUCAUUGCAACUGUGAAGAAGGAGAAUAUCAGUCUACACAAUGCUUUGCUUAGAGGGAUUAUUAAGAAUGUAUGUCAAUCAAAGACACCUCCAUUAGAGAAGGAGAAGAAGCAAUUGAAUGGUGUUUUUCAGACAAGUCUUGGUUUCAAAUCUUUGUGUAAAGACUUACCUAAAUCGCCUCGUAAAGGAAGGACUCAAGUUCGGAGGUUUAAGGAUUGUAAUGGAAGCAAAGGAAAGAGUCAGAUCACUGAGGUUGUUUCUUCUAGUUGUAGACAACAACAAUGGUCAAUGGAAGAUGGCGAAGAAGUUGACCAAUUGAUUCGAUGUUGGAAAAGUCAACCUAUUGAAGCUCCCUUUGGUGUUAACCUGAGAGAUGUGAUAAAGAAACAGGUUCGGAUAAGGACUUGUUACUCUUCUGGUGAGCUUCCUGACUCUGUUUCUUUAAAGAAGAAACUCGAAGAUGAUUCGAGUAUAAUGGAGGAAGGUUUAGAGGUUUCGGUUGGGUUUGUUAACUCGUUAAACGCGGGGCUCGAUCUUUUCUUGAAGAGAUUGAUCAAACCGUGUCUAGAAUUAGCGGCUUCGAGGUCUAGUAGCCGAGGAGAAGUACGUUCUUCAGCAUUUUCUCUGGUAGAUUUUCAAGUAGCUAUGGAGUCGAAUCCGUUGAUACUCGGGGGAAAUUGGUCUGCAAAGCUUGAGAAGAUCCGGUUAGUUACAUCAGAUUUGCCUGCAGAUUAA